Papaver somniferum (opium poppy) is the source of this 2177-nucleotide messenger RNA. Its product is annotated as sulfite exporter TauE/SafE family protein 3-like. Gene Ontology annotation, biological process: protein ubiquitination. The coding region runs from base 449 to 1882 and encodes 477 amino acids. Gene Ontology annotation, cellular component: Cul4A-RING E3 ubiquitin ligase complex; membrane. NCBI's taxonomy places the organism in Eukaryota, Viridiplantae, Streptophyta, Magnoliopsida, Ranunculales, Papaveraceae. The transcript has 12 exons. The record is from RefSeq and is a predicted model, not a curated record.
AGAAAUUUCAUACCUGGAUAAAACCAAGAUGUAUUUUUUACUUACGAUUUUCAUUUGUUUUGUUUUGUUUCCUAGUUGAUUUGGAUUCUAGAGGAGGUUUCAUAAUAAUAUAAGUUGGAUGGAGAAUUCGUAUUACAAAGAGCCGCCCCGAUUGAGUGUGAAUGCUGACGAUUAUUGAAGCUCUUGUUGCUUUGGUAUUUUCACAUCAGCAGUUUUUUGAAAAAACGCGAUACAGGGUUCCCCUUUGUUUAAAGAAAAUGAACAAAUGUAAAAAUGAGAUAAUAAAGAGAGGAGAAUUUUAGAGCAGAAAAAAGUCAAGCCUUUUGCUUAAAGGCGUGUACUCUUACAUAACUUUUUUUUUUUUAUGUUCUUCAUCUUCAUUGUUAGUAGUGUUACAAGAUUCUCUUGCUCAUAAUUUCUCAUCGAGGGUUGUGAGGAAAUCGAAUCAAUGGGUAGCAGACACAGAAUUGGAGUAUGGGUAAUCUGUUGGUGUCUUGUAAUAGUGAGUCAAGUUAGUUUGAGUAGUUCAGAGAGGCUAUUCAAGCUUCCUGGACUUGAUAACUAUAAGCAAGCGGUACCAAGUUAUGAGCUUCAUCAUGAUGAGAUAGGAGGAAGGAUUGUGGAUGACAAUGGGUUCAUGGAGUUGCAGAGAAAGAAUUCUUCUUAUACACCUGUCUGGCCUAAGAUGGAGUUUGGGUGGAGAUCAGUGGUAGGAACCAUAAUUGGGUUUUUCGGGGCAGCAUUGGGAAGCAUUGGAGGUGUCGGUGGUGGUGGUUUCUUUGUCCCUAUGCUCACUUUGUUCAUUGGAUUCGACCCCAAAUCCUCAAUUGCCAUUUCUAAAUGUAUGAUCAUGGGAGCUGCUGGAUCAACUGUUUACUACAAUCUGAAGCGUCGGCAUCCAACAUUGGACUUACCUAUCAUAGACUAUGACCUCGCAAUGCUUUUCCAGCCCAUGCUCAUGUUAGGAAUUAGUAUCGGAGUAGCCUUCAAUGUCAUGUUUGCAGAUUGGAUGGUCACGGUUCUGCUCAUCAUCCUCUUUGUUGCUACAUCAACUAAGGCAUUUCUGAAAGGUAUUGAAACAUGGAAGAAAGAAACAAUAAUGAAAAAGGAAGCAGCCAGAAUGUUGGAGUCAGAUUCAAGGUCAACAGAUGAUGCUGAACAAGAGGAAUACAGACCUAUUCCAAGUGGUCCACCUGCUUUGGUGGUUGAGAAGGUACCCCUAGUGGAAAAUGUCCACUGGAGAGAGUUUACGGUGCUUCUCUUUGUGUGGGUGGCUUUUCUUGCCGUGCAGAUUGUUAAGAUGUACUCUAAAACUUGCUCCACAGAGUACUGGAUUCUGAAUUUGUUACAGGUACCAAUUGCUGUGUCCGUAUCACUCUAUGAAGCUGUCUGCUUAUACAGAGGGACUAGGGUGAUUGCAUCUAUAGGGAAAGAAGUAACAGACUGGAAAGUGCAUCAACUUCUAUUAUACUGUAUCUGCGGUAUAAUAGCCGGUAUAGUUGGUGGAUUGCUAGGGCUUGGAGGUGGCUUCAUCCUGGGACCACUUUUUCUUGAAUUAGGAGUUCCACCACAGGUUGCAAGUGCAACAUCAACCUUUGCGAUGGUAUUCUCCUCCUCAAUGUCAGUUGUACAGUAUUACCUUCUGAAACGGUUUCCUAUUCCAUAUGCUUCUUAUUUCUUUUUGGUUGCCACUCUUGCCGCAUUUACUGGACAACACGUUGUAAGGAAGUUAGUAAAGUUGCUAGGCCGGGCAUCUUUGAUCAUAUUCAUCUUAGCUCUCACUAUCUUUGUGAGCGCAAUAAGUUUAGGUGGAGUGGGGAUAGCAAGUAUAAUUAACAAGCUGGAGCACCAUGAGCAUAUGGGCUUCGACACUCUAUGUUAGCCUCUCCUGUCCACUACUUCGUGACGCUAUGAACCGAAUUCCUCACGCUUAAUGAAAUUCCACUACACCAAAACCCAUUAAAUCAUACGAGGAUUUGUUUCAUCCCCUGGUUUUGUUAGGAAAAAAAGAAAAAAAAAACUCUUAUGGUGUGUAGAUUACUUCUCUUACAGCUAGUGAAACUUUCCUAGAGUUAGUCAUGUUCCUAAAUCCUGUAUAAGAAGAUUUAUUUUGUACAAACAAUUGCCAGUGACAUAUUGUUUAUGAAUCAUGUAGGCAAUUCAAGUUGCUAAAGGAC